GAAGCAGUGGUUCAGUAUGAGCAAUACGAGCAAGAAAUGAAACAUUUACAGCAAAUGAUAGAGAGCGCCCAUCAUGAGAUCCAAGACAAGCCAAUACCAAGCAGCAACAUCCAGGAACUCCAGGUCCAGAUUUCACGUCAUGAGUUGAGAGAGGAGCUGGCUCAGAAGAUCAAAGGAUACCAGGAGCAAAUUGCUUCUUUGAAUUCGAAGUGCAAGAUGCUGACAAUGAAAGCGAAACAUGCCACCAUGCUGCUGACAGUGACAGAAGUGGAGGGGCUUUCAGAGGGAAUGGAGGAGCUGGAUGCAGACCUGCUUCCAGGACACCCCGCUCAUCCCUCAGUGGUUAUGAUGACUGCUGGUCGCUGUCACACGCUGCUCUCCCCUGUCACUGAAGAGUCUGGGGAGGAGGGAACCAACAGUGAGAUUUCUUCUCCACCUGCCUGUCGCUCUCCCUCACCUGUGGCUAAUACAGAUGCUUCUGUUAACCAGGACAUUGCUUAUUACCAAGCCUUAUCUGCUGAACAGUUGCAGACAGAAGCUGCUAAAAUUCAACCUAGCACUUCAGCCGCCCAGGAGUUUUAUGAACCAGGCUUAGAAUCAGCUGCUAGUGCCAAAUUGGACGAUUUGCAGCGUUCUUGGGAAACACUGAAAAAUGUGAUCAGUGAAAAGCAGCGCACCCUCUAUGAAGCUCUUGAGCGGCAACAGAAAUAUCAGGACACACUCCAGUCUAUAUCCACAAAAAUGGAGAGCAUUGAGAUCAAACUAAAUGAGAGUCUGGAACCAGCCAAAAGCCCAGAGAGCCAGAUGGCUGAACAUCAGGCUUUGAUGGAUGAGAUUUUAAUGUUACAAGAAGAAAUCACUGAGCUUCAGACGUCAUUAGCCCAGGAGCUGGUUUCAGAACCACUGGAUGCAGAAGCUGCUGAUCAGCUGGCAUUGCAGUCCACUCUCACAGUCUUGGCAGAACGAAUGGCCACGAUUCGAAUGAAGGCAUCAGGAAAACGACAACUAUUAGAGGAAAAACUGAACGAGCAGCUGGAAGAACAACGGCAAGAGCAGGCACUUCAGAGGUACCGUUGUGAAGCUGAUGAGCUUGACCACUGGCUACUCAAUACCCGAGCAACACUGGACACCACUCUGGUUACUGCUGAGGAACCUAUGGACAUGGAAGCACAGCUGGUAGACUGUCAGAACAUGCUGGUUGAAAUAGAGCAGAAGGUGGUGGCGUUGUCAGAGUUGUCUGUGCACAACGAGAACUUGCUUAUGGAGGGGAAGGCUCACACCAAGGACGAGGCAGAGCAGCUGGCUGUGAAGCUCAGGACGCUGAAGGGCAGCCUUCUGGAGCUGCAGAGAGUGCUCCACGACAAACAGAUCAACAUUCGGCAGGGAUCAUUACAAGAAAAGGAGGAGAGUGAUCUGGACUUUGUUUCCUCACAAAGCCCCAGUGUCCAAGAAUGGCUGGCACAAGCAAGAACCACUCGCUCACAGCAACAGCAGAGCACGCUGCGACAACAGAAAGAGCUGGAACAAGAGCUAGAAGAGCAGAAGAAUCUGCUUCGGUCAGUAGCGUGCCGUGGAGAAGAAAUCCUAACACAGCAAAGUGCUCCAGAAAGCCUAUCUAUAAGUGAGAAGCCCAAUACGUUCUCUGAAGAAUUAAGCUUGGAAGGUGAGAAGCCAUCAUCUGAGGAACAGAUGAAGGUGAAAUGGGAAAGCCUGAACCAGAAAUUCAAUACCAAGCAGAGACUGCUCCAGAAAGCUUUGGAACAAGAACAACUGCAGCUUUAUAGCAGACCAAACAGACUGAUAUCUGCAAUGCCUUUGUAUAAGGAGGAAGGACAGGAUGAAGAAAAAUCCUCAGUGUCACCAGUAUUGGUUGAAUUGAAUCAAGCCUUUGAAGAUGCGUCAUCUGAGGCUGGACGGAUGGAGGAGAGCCUGCAUCUUGAACAGAAGCUGUAUGAUAGUGUCACAGCCACUUCUUUGUGGCUAGAUGGUGUGGAAGAACAGGUCUUUGUUGCUACAGCACUGUUGCCAGAGGAAGAAACAGAAACAUACCUCAGCAAGCAAGAGUCUCUUGACAAAGAAAUCAAAAGCAUAACAGAAGAAAUGGAUAAGAACAAGAAUUUAUUUGCUCAGAUAUUUCCUGAGAAUGGUGAUAAUAGGGAUAUUAUAGAAGACACUUUGGAUUGUCUCCUGAGAAGACUGACCUUACUGGAGUCAGUAGUAAACCAGAGAUGCCAUCAGAUGAAAGAACAGCUCCAGGAAAUAGUGACUUUCAAGAGUGAUCUGAAGCUUCUGUUUACAUCAGUGGCUGAUAACAAAUAUUUAGUUCUACAGAAACUAGCAGAGGCAGUUGAAAGACCAGAAACAGAACAAAUGCAGGUCAUACUGCAGGCAGAAGAAGAUUUGAAGGAACUAGAUGCUGGAAUCAUUGAAUUAAAGAAGCGUGUAGACAAGCUACAAAUUGACCAACCUUCUGUGCAAGAGCUGUCUAAGAUCCAGGAUAAGUAUGAUGAGCUGAUGAUGAUCAUUGGAUCCAGACGCAGUGACCUGAAUCAGAAUCUGGCUCUUAAGAGGCAGUAUGAACGGGCUUUGCAGGACCUGGCUGACCUGGUAGAAACAGGCCAAGAAAAGAUGGCUGGUGACCAGAAAAUGAUUGUUGCUUCUAAGGAAGAGGUUCGCUUGCUACUUGACAAACAUAAGGAAUAUUUUCAGGGGUUGGAGGCUCACAUGAUCCUGACGGAAACGCUCUUUAGAAAGCUGAGUAGCUUUGCCCUCUUGAAGGAAACUCAGUCACAUUCAGAGCUAAUGACACAAGCUUCAGCUGUAUUGAAGCUGGCUCAUAAACGAGGUGUGGAGCUGGAAUACAUAGUAGAGACCUGGAUGCGUCUGGAUGAAGACUACCAGGAACUUACCAGUCAGCUGGAGUCUGUUGAAGGUAACAUCCCCGCUGUUGGUUUGGUGGAAGAGACGGAGGACAGGCUUACAGACCGGAUUGCACUUUUUCAG
Leptosomus discolor (cuckoo roller) is the source of this 3003-nucleotide messenger RNA. NCBI's taxonomy places the organism in Eukaryota, Metazoa, Chordata, Aves, Leptosomiformes, Leptosomidae. The record is from RefSeq and is a predicted model, not a curated record.